This is a messenger RNA of Elaeis guineensis (African oil palm), 1521 nucleotides long. RefSeq names its product cell number regulator 5. The record is from RefSeq and is a predicted model, not a curated record. Lineage: Eukaryota; Viridiplantae; Streptophyta; Magnoliopsida; Arecales; Arecaceae.
AUAAAAAAAUAAAAAAAAAGGGAGGAAGAAGAAGAAGAAAAGGUCUUGGUUCCUGCGGAGAGAAGGACUAGACACAAAAACACACACCUCUCUCGUCCCACCUUCUCUCUCCCUCGUUUUCGCUUCUCCUCCAAUUUCAGCCCCAUCUUCUCCCCACCUUCUCAUUUCCCGUCGAGCUCCACUCCUGUCUCUUCGCUUCGUAAAGAACGAGAAAAGAACCCUCUCAAAAGGUCAGCGGGUUAAAGGGAAGAGAACUUAAUUAGGGUUUAUCCCUCUGGUGUUCUCAGCUAUCCUGUCGCAGUCCUGUUUGAUCUAAUGCUAGAGCUGAAGUUGUCUCCCAUCAAGAUUUUAUCUUGCUUGAUUAUUUAUAUCAAAUAUUGCAGAGUUUUACUAUUUAGUAUUACUUUGAAGCAGCUAGAGUUUAUCCUUUGGAUAUGAUUAACCACAUGUUAAUCACGCUAUACUGUUUUGCAAGUGUUCUGGGAUAAUUCUGAACAGAUUUGGACACAGUGAUGGAUUUACAUUUUGAUUAGUGUUUGAAGCUCACAGAUGAUUCUAUCAUUGUUUGGUUUCAAUUACGUUAAACUAACUGUAACCUAGAUGUUAUCAGUUGAGAGAUGAUAUGUUGGUUCCCUUUCAGUGAAAAUGACAGGGCAAGGCAGCUAUGUCCCACCUCCAUAUAUUCCUUUAAAUCAGUCAGAAGCUGGAGCGGAAAGCGCUUCUGAAGAUGAUAGUCACCCUUCUCAUCAUCCAGUCAGUCAGGACCCUAAACAGUGGUCUUCUGGAAUCUGUGCUUGCUGUGAUGAUAUGCAGAGCUGUUGUAUAGGCACUGUUUGCCCAUGCUUUCUCUUUGGAAAGAAUGCAGAAUUCUUGGGUUCUGGAACUCUCGCGGGGUCAUGCAUGACUCACUUUAUAUUGUAUGGACUAGUGAAUUGUUUCUGUUGUCUCUUUAGUGGAGGUAUACUACUGGGAUUUCCAGGAACCAUGGUUGCAUGUUACGCUUGUGGGUAUCGCAAAGCAUUACGGACAAAAUAUAACCUGGAGGAAGCUCCAUGUGGUGAUUUAACAACUCAUAUAUUCUGCCACUUGUGUGCCAUUUGUCAAGAAUACAGGGAGAUCCGGGAGAGAUCAGAUGGCUCCACUACUGUUCUUAAAUUCCCUACUGUGACUGCUCCUGUGGCCCAGACUAUGGAGUUCGAUCCCCAGUAAUAAUCUGCAAUUGUAGAAUGUCGGUUAGCAUGUCUGUUGCUGCUUUUGAUACGUGGGUAUAUUGCUUCACAUCUUCAUGCAACUUGGCUUGUAUCUGUACGAGGAAAUCAAACUUUCAAAAUUUUUCACUAAAAAGAGCACCUGUAAAUCUUGAACCACACUGCUUUUCAGCUUGUGCAGAUGGGUCACGUAGCUUUGCCUGUGACAUGAGAACAUUUAUGUAAAACAUUUUGAAAUAUCCAUAAGCUGUAUGAAUGAUCUGUUCUGACUGUGACAUUUUCGAAGAACCAGUAAAAAAAUCUGUGGAUCAUA